Gallus gallus (chicken) is the source of this 7431-nucleotide messenger RNA. RefSeq names its product membrane associated guanylate kinase, WW and PDZ domain containing 2 (gene MAGI2). The transcript has 25 exons. The record is from RefSeq and is a predicted model, not a curated record. Gene Ontology annotation, biological process: signal transduction; receptor clustering. Gene Ontology annotation, molecular function: SMAD binding; signaling receptor complex adaptor activity; type II activin receptor binding. Gene Ontology annotation, cellular component: dendrite; cytoplasm. Bases 280 to 4428 code for a protein of 1382 amino acids. NCBI's taxonomy places the organism in Eukaryota, Metazoa, Chordata, Aves, Galliformes, Phasianidae.
GCCAGUUUCUCUACAACUAGUACAUCCACACGCAGGGUCCCGGCCGCCGCGGCUGCCAUGGAUAUCAGCUAAAGCGCCGGCAGCCGCUCGGACCGGGCAGAGAGGCGCUCCCCGUCCCCGCUCCGUCGCCCCGCGGGGCCGCGGCACCCGCCCCCCUCGCCGGCAGCAGCCCCGAACCUGCCCCGAGCGUGCCCCAGCGGAGCCCCGGGGGAGGGGGGCAGAGAGAGGGAGGAGAGAGCGGCAAGCAGAGCGGGAGUCGGGCAGAGCAUCCCCACGGCAAUGUCCAAGGGCUUGAAGAAGAAAAGCCACUGGACGAGCCGAGUCCACGAGAUCGUGAUCGUGCGGAACCCGGAGGGGCAGCUGGGCUUCGAGCUGAAGGGGGGCGCCGAGAACGGGCAGUUCCCGUACCUGGGCGAGGUGAAGCCCGGCAAGGUGGCCUAUGAGGGCGGCAGCAAGUUGGUGCCGGAGGAGCUGCUGCUGGAGGUGAACGAGACCCCCGUGGCCGGGCUCACCAUCAGGGAUGUGCUGGCCGUGAUCAAGCACUGCAAGGACCCCAUCCGCCUCAAGUGCGUCAAGCAAGGAGGCAUUGUUGAUAAGGACCUUCGUCACUACCUCAAUUUACGGUUCCAGAAAGGUUCGGUAGACCAUGAGCUCCAGCAGAUCAUAAGAGACAAUCUCUACCUCCGCACAGUGCCAUGCACCACAAGGCCACAUAAGGAGGGGGAGGUCCCUGGUGUGGACUAUAUUUUCAUCACUGUUGAAGAUUUUAUGGAAUUGGAGAAAAGUGGUGCUCUCUUAGAAAGUGGAACAUAUGAAGACAACUAUUACGGCACUCCAAAGCCUCCAGCAGAACCAGCUCCAUUAUUGGUAAAUGUAACUGAUCAGAUCCUUCCAGGUGCCACUCCUGGGGCUGAAGGCAAACGUAAGAGGAAUAAGUCUGUGAGCAACAUGGAGAAGACAGGUAUUGAACCACCUGAGGAAGAAGAGGAAGAAAGACCUGUCGUCAAUGGAAAUGAUGUGACAGUAACACCAGAAUCAAGUGAACAUGAGGACAAGAGCACAGGUGUCUCAGGUGAAGUAUCUUCUACCCAACCAUGCCCUGCCCCAGGAUAUACUCAGCCUGAAGAAGCAAAGGAGGAUAUGGAUGUAACAAAACAGACAAAGCCUGAAGAGAAUGAUGACUUGGGCCCAUUGCCUGAUAACUGGGAAAUGGCUUAUACAGAAAAAGGGGAAGUCUACUUUAUUGACCAUAACACAAAGACAACAUCAUGGCUGGAUCCACGACUUGCGAAAAAGGCUAAACCUCCAGAAGAGUGCAAAGAAAAUGAGCUUCCAUAUGGCUGGGAGAAAAUUGAUGAUCCCAUUUAUGGCACUUAUUAUGUUGACCACAUAAAUAGAAGAACACAAUUUGAAAACCCUGUGCUAGAAGCAAAAAGGAAGCUACAGCAGCAUAACAUGCCCAACGCAGAACUUGGAACAAAGCCUAUGCAGGCCCAAGGUUUCCGAGUAGGCAGCUCCUCAUCAACCCUGCCUAGGCCCAAACUCGUCCGCCUGCGCCCCAUUCCGCAGCGGUCCCGCAGUGUGAAUGAUCUGUCCCAGUGCUGGCACAACCCCGCCAGGACACGUGGGCCGUACGAAAAACCACUCUUCACCCGUGAUGCAUCACAGCUGAAGGGGACUUUCCUCAGCACCACUCUUAAGAAAAGCAACAUGGGUUUUGGAUUUACCAUCAUUGGUGGGGAUGAGCCAGAUGAGUUUCUUCAGGUGAAGAGUGUAAUUCCUGAUGGGCCUGCAGCACAAGAUGGGAAAAUGGAAACAGGUGAUGUGAUUGUCUAUAUUAAUGAAGUUUGUGUCCUUGGACAUACUCACGCAGAUGUAGUCAAACUCUUCCAGUCUGUUCCUAUUGGUCAGAGUGUCAACUUGGUGCUAUGUCGUGGAUACCCUUUGCCCUUUGAUCCUGAAGAUCCUGCCAACAGCAUGGUGCCACCCCUUGCAGUAAUGGAGAGGCCUCCGGUAGUGGUAAAUGGAAGACAUAACUAUGAAACUUAUUUGGAAUACAUUUCUAGGACUUCUCAGUCUGUUCCAGACGUAACAGAUCGACCACCACACUCCUUGCACUCCAUUCCAGCAGAUAGUCAGCUUGAUAGCACAUUCCCACCACCUGCCCAUGAUGAUAAUGUAUCAAUGGCUUCUUCUGGGGCCACCCAAGCUGAACUUAUGACCUUAACCAUUGUGAAAGGGGCCCAGGGCUUUGGCUUCACUAUAGCAGACAGUCCUACAGGACAGAGGGUGAAGCAAAUUCUAGACAUUCAGGGAUGUCCUGGUUUGUGUGAAGGUGACCUCAUUGUUGAGAUCAACCAGCAGAAUGUACAGAACCUGAGCCAUGCAGAAGUAGUGGAUAUACUUAAGGAAUGUCCUGUUGGAAGUGAAACUUCUUUGAUUAUCCAUAGAGGAGGUUUCUUUUCUCCAUGGAAAACUCCAAAGCCUGUGAUGGAACGAUGGGAGAAUCAAGGCAGCCCUCAGACAAGCCUAUCUGCUCCAGCUAUGCCACAGAAUAUUCCCUACCCACCCACUCUUCACAGGAGUUCAUUUCCCGAUUCAACAGAGGCCUUUGAUCCGCGGAAACCCGACCCGUAUGAGCUGUAUGAGAAAUCAAGAGCUAUUUAUGAAAGUAGGCAACAAGUGCUGCCCAGGACUGGUUUUCGAGUGGAUUCCUCUGGUCCCGAUUACAAGGAGUUGGAUGUUCACCUUCGAAGAAUGGAGUCUGGUUUUGGCUUCAGGAUCCUUGGAGGAGAUGAGCCUGGACAGCCUAUCCUCAUCGGAGCAGUUAUUGCAAUGGGCUCAGCAGACAGAGACGGUCGCCUCCAUCCCGGUGAUGAACUGGUGUAUGUGGAUGGGAUUCCAGUGGCUGGCAAAACCCACCGAUACGUGAUUGAUCUUAUGCAUAAUGCUGCCCGAAACGGGCAGGUGAAUCUAACUGUGCGGAGAAAGGUGCUACCCACGGAGGCCUGCAGCCAGAAAGGGCCCCCUCCGCCCGUCGCGACGCCCCCCUGCAGCUCCCCCAGCACUAGGAAAAUGGCCAAUAACCAAGGAGAGCCAUGCCCAGAGAAUGGCAGAAGCCCAGGCUCUGUGUCCACACACCACAGCUCUCCAAGAAGUGACUACGCGACUUAUGCUAACAGCAAUCACGCUGUCUCCAGCAGCAAUGCGACUCCCCCGGAGGGCUUCACGUCCCACAGCCUGCAAACCAGCGACGUGGUGAUCCACCGCAAGGAGAACGAAGGGUUCGGCUUUGUUAUCAUCAGCUCCCUGAACAGGCCUGAGUCAGGGUCCACAAUCACUGUACCCCAUAAAAUAGGGCGGAUAAUUGAUGGAAGUCCUGCUGAUCGCUGUGCAAAACUUAAAGUCGGAGACCGGAUCUUAGCUGUGAAUGGCCAGUCUAUCAUUAACAUGCCUCAUGCAGAUAUUGUGAAGCUAAUUAAAGAUGCAGGUCUCAGUGUAACACUUCGCAUCAUUCCUCAGGAGGAGCUGAACAGCCCGGCCUCAGCACCCAGCUCAGAGAAGCAGAGCCCCCUGGCCCAGCAACACAGCCCGCUGGCCCAGCAGCAGCAGCAGCAGCAGCAGCAGCAGAGCCCUCUGGCCCAGCAGCAGCAGCAGCAGAGCCCCCUGGCCCAGCAGCAAAGCCCCGUCACCCAGCACAGCCCCGUGGCACAGCCCACACCCCCACAACCCUUGCAGCUGCAGGGACAUGAAAACAGUUAUAGGUCAGAAGUAAAAGCCAGACAGGAUGUGAAACCCGAUAUCCGACAGCCUCCAUUUACGGACUACAGGCAGUCUUCAACUGACUACCGCCAGCCUCCCCUGGACUACAGGCAUCCUCCCGUGAUGGAUUACCAGCAGCCACCACCCCUCGACUACAGGCAGCCACCCUUGCUGGACUACAGACAGCACUCUCCCGACACCCGGCAGUACCCCCUGUCAGACUACAGACAGCCCCAGGACUUCGAUUAUUUCACUGUUGAUUUAGAGAAAGGAGCCAAAGGUUUUGGGUUUAGUAUCCGAGGAGGAAGGGAGUACAAAAUGGAUUUGUUUGUGCUGAGGUUAGCAGAAGAUGGACCAGCAAUAAGAAAUGGAAGGAUGAGGGUAGGGGAUCAAAUAAUUGAAAUCAAUGGAGAAAGCACAAGGGACAUGACACAUGCCAGAGCAAUAGAGCUAAUCAAGUCUGGUGGCAGGAGAGUGCGACUGUUGUUGAAACGUGGAACAGGCCAGGUCCCUGAAUAUGGAAUGGUACCUUCCAGUCUCUCCAUGUGCAUGAAAAGUGACAAGCAUGGGUCCCCAUAUUUCUACUUAUUGGGCCACCCUAAAGACACGACGAGCCAAGCUCCUGGAGCGCUCCCGCUGCCGCCUCCCCAGGUCUGCCGGAAGUAGCUCUGUCCCUCGACGACAUAAUCUCACCAUUAUCCUCAUCACACAUAGCCCCACCCUCUGACCCUUCUCACCAGAUAAGCCCAGAACCAACAUGGGAUAUCAAGAGGGAACACGACGGAAGGAAACCAAAGGAGCUUUCGGUGAACGGCCACAAAAAGAAAAGGUUAGGAGAGCAAAGAGAAAGGUCAGCAAGUCCUAAAAAGGCAGACAGGUCAAAGCACGACGAGCCUUCUUGGAAAGGAUAUUCCGAAGGUAAAACUAAGGUGAUGGAUGGUGGCAGGCUCACCUCGGAAAGCAGAGCGGUGGGACACAGCGUUAUGAUGGAGGCCGGCACGAGAGAGCACGUGUGUGCUGGAAGCAGUGAUGAACAGUUUGGGAGGCUGAAGAAGCCGGAAAGCAAGAGGGGAGGAUCUCUUAGCAAAAAAGAAGAUCACAGAUCCACAAAUACCAGUGAGAAGAAGUCAGCUGCAGCACCUGACCAUGCCAAGCUUGAUGCGGGUGCUACCAAGACAUACAGUAGCAAUCGCUGCAGCUCACCUGGAAGUGAUAUGGAUCAGAGCCAGAGGGAUCCUGAUGGGAAACCCAGUGAGUUCCCCAGGAAGGGACAUCUCCACCCCAUUAGCACUCGCAGCACCAACACUACAGUUCGGAAGGCAACGGUCUCCCCGGGGCCGUGGAAAAUCCCCGGCUCGGAUAAGCUACCUGGCAUCCUGAAGUCUGGUACUCCUGCCAUGAGCAGAUAAGCACGGGACUGUUGCCCUCUAACUGUCUCAAAUUGACGCAGAACAUUCUUCUUAGUUGUUGUCUCACGUUGAUUUAUUUUAAUUUAUUUUAACUAUCACACAUAUACAUAAAGCAUUGAGGGAUGAAAACAUUAGUGUGUAACUCCAUGACAAUGUGCACAGUAUCUAAUAAGUUCAAAAGCAUAUAGUCAACACGGAGAUUUGAAAUUGACCCUAAAGUCCCAGUUCCAUUUUAGGGACUUUGGCAGCUAUGGAAGAAACCAAAACAAUAUGAAGGACAGUACAUCAGAGAAGGAUAGUGCAGUGUAGCUUUAGCAUUUUUUUCCACUGCAUGAAGGACUUGGAUUUCAUUCAAACUUUAUAUCAAGAAACUGGAACAAGUUAGAGCAAUCGCAAACUGGAACAUCGCCUUAAAUAAAACUGCACGGAGCAAGCUGAAACUGAGAGAGAAUCUUUUCAUGGAGCUAAAAUGUUGUAAAUAAAUUGUUCUUGACAUAUCUAGACAGGGGUUAAAGGGUUUCUUUGAAGCAUUUGGAACUGUACGCCCAUGACACGUCUCCACUGUCACCACUUUGGGAUAGUCCACGUGAUACCCUGUAGCACAGUUCACUGGAUGCUACAGGAGGAGUUGGGAAUCUAGUGGAUUAGUUUCUGUGAUACCAUUUCUACUGCCAUUUUUGUGAACCAACCAUGUUUCUGUACAUUGGAAAGGAGUUAGGGUGGAGUUGUAUUUGCAAAUUAUUCUCCAAAGCAAUUUACUACAGGUUCCCCAAAUCCUGCACAGUAGCACACAAGCCAGUUGGCCAGGCUCAAAACUCCAACAUCCCCAAGGCCCUUGCGAUGAAAGGAAGAUUGCUACAGAGAAAAAGCUGCAGUUUCCUUAAGGAAAGGCCUUCCCCUCCUGCAAAAAUGAUAGUUUCACUCAUCAACAGUGCUAUGUUUCAUACCCACUCCCGUUUCAUUAGGAUGCUCUCAACUUCCAUUCCCUCACUUUAGCAGAGCAGGUGUCUUUGAGGCAUGUAACAAUAGUUAGACGGAAAUACACUUUUUGGUGCCCUCAAUCAGUAAAUUCGAUAUAUUUCCAUUUUAAAAAUGGUUUACAUUUUACCAUUUCUUCCCUACCUCCAUCUUUUUUCUUUUAAUUUUAGUCUUUCUUGCUGUCUGUUUUGAAUUUCAAGCCUUAAGUGCCAGGUAAACAUUCCAGUCUGCCUUCACAGGAGAUAAGUCUAAGUUCAGUCAGUCAGUCAGUCACUAUCUUGGUUCAAAAAGAUGUGUGUGUGUACGUAUAAGUGUGCAUAUGCUUAUUUGUCUGUCAAAAUUAAACAAACAAACAAAAAAAAAAAUCCUGGGCAAUAACAUAUUGGUAAUUGAAAAAAAAAAACAAUCAUGUAGUCAAAAAUCCGUACUUCAAAACGACUGUUCUCCAGCAAUCUGAGUUCCUCACGUGCUCUGCUGAAACGUUAAAGUGAGAUUGGCUUUGUUCCAAGAAAUCAGCACACGGCUCAAACAUUGUAUGUCUCAAACAUUGCACUGGACUGAGAAAUCUAUAGGCAUGUUUCUUCCUGUCCGAUUAUCUGAAAAGCCUCAAGUAAAGGAUUUUGCAGCUUUCAAACAAUUCUUUUUUGUUUUGUUUUGUUUUGUUUUUUGGAAAAAUAAAUUCCAUGUAUAAUUACUGAAAAAGCACAACAAGUCCACGUAGCUGUUUAUAAAAAUAUUACUUAAUGAAAAAAAAGAAAAAAAAAAAAACAGAAAAAAAAAACCAACAAAUCUUUAGCCCCUGAACUAGAAUCCAAUAUAAUUCCAAUAUAAUUUGCCAUUAAUUUAUUGAAUCUGAUUUUGGACAAUGCUUCUGUAGUGUAGAUGCAUGUCCCAGUAUCUUAUUUUUGUGUAUAAAGAAAGAAAACAAUGAAAUCUGAAAAACCAGUGGAGAUUAUGCUUGCAUAAACUCUAAUUUGCACAGUUCACAGCUACUCCUUGUGCAGUAAUUGCUUUAUGCGGCUGUAAUCGAUAACCUGUGAAGACAGCACAUCAUCUAAACCCCAUUCCAAAUAAUAUUUCUGUGUAGUGUUAGCUGUGAAUUUACCCUGUACAGCUCUAUCUCUAUAAAUAUAAUUCCAUGUAUUAAUAGUCACAGAAAGGCUGUAAGUGAGCAACUAUUUUUAUGAAACGCACCACUAUGGAUAAAUUAACUUUUACAGAAAUCUUGUUUACUGUAUGAUAUUCUAAACCACUGUCAAAUAAAAUAUAUAUCCAAAAAAUC